UCGUGUGAGGGAGCGCCGAGCCGGGGGGUGCCCGCGGAGCCUCCUGUGAGGGAGCGCCGAGCCGGGGGGUGCCCGCGGAGCCUCCUGUGAGGGAGCGCCGAGCCGGGGGGUGCCCGCGGAGCCUGGGGGUGCCCGCGCCGCCUGGGGGUGCCCGCGCCGCCGCUCGCCGGCUCCAGGCACUUGGCCGCCCGGCGCCUCACCGCCCCCAGGAUGUUCAAGAAAUUUGAUGAAAAGGAGAAUGUAUCAAACUGCAUCCAGCUGAAGACUUCAGUUAUAAAAGGUAUUAAGAGUCAGUUGAUCGACCAGUUUCCUGUUAUUGAACCAUGGCUAAACCAAAUUAUGCCAAAGAAAGACCCAGUCAAAAUAGUAAGAUGUCAUGAACAUAUAGAAAUCCUCACUGUGAAUGGUGAGUUGCUGUUCUUCAGACAAAGAGAAGGGAUUUUCUACCCAACGCUAAGGUUGCUUCACAAAUAUCCAUUUAUUCUUCCACAUCAGCAGGUUGAUAAAGGUGCCAUUAAAUUUGUACUAAGUGGAGCUAAUAUAAUGUGCCCUGGCCUGACGUCUCCUGGAGCAAAACUUUACCCUGCUGCCGUUGAUACUGUUGUUGCAAUAAUGGCAGAGGGCAAACAACAUGCAUUAUGUGUGGGAGUAAUGAAAAUGUCAGCUGAGGACAUUGAGAAGGUCAACAAAGGGAUUGGUAUUGAAAAUAUCCAUUAUUUAAAUGAUGGCCUUUGGCAUAUGAAGACAUACAAGUGAAACAAAGAACUGUGUUACUCCAAAGGAAUGCACUUAGAUUAAAUGUGGACUGCUUUGUAAUUCCUUGUUUUUAAUGUGACUGAAUGUACAAAUUAUUUUGUUCUGUGGCUCUGCUAAAUAAAUCAAGUGAAUGCGAAAGUACUGUUAGGCUACAAUAGUUUUCUAGACUUCCCUUUAUUACAGUUCUUUUGUUCCAUCUUAAACUCAAGUCUUCAGUGGCUGAAGAUACCUGGUGGAAAGAUCCUGCAUGGACUGUGAGUAGACUAUUUCAAAUGAAAAGAAGGAAAAGGUCAAGAAAUGUUUACAUUUUUAUGCUCUUCUACGAGAGUAAUAUGAAGUGUGUGGUUAACAUGGUUUAUGAAACCUCCAAAACAUUUCAGAUGUUUUUUCUUCUAAUGAACAUCUUGUUAGUCUACCUGUUUCUUGAAUGUGGAGAAAUCUGGGGUUUUUUUACUUUUAUUUUUUAACUUAAUUUAUUAACAGCAUUAACUUCAGUAUUUUACUUCAGGGUUUUCUCUUUUUAAGAUACAUGUAUCUGCAUAGGAUUUAUGAAGUUAGACUCUUAUGUGGACUUAAAAUUCUUUUCUGCUAGCUCAUAUCUGAAGAGUGUAAGUUCAAAUUUCUACCUGCUAACACUUUGAUACCACUCUGUUUGUAGCGGAGUUUAAAGUAGUGGUGUGCAUGCUCCAGAUGGAGUGUGUGCCAACUUGGUGCCUGAUGCUUUACUCCCUGUUUGCCUUCUUCAGUGCAGAAACAAAAAUCACAAUUUAACAAAGGGAUGGUAGCAAAACACAAUUAUCAGUGUAGUCAGGAGCAACUUCUUCAGGUGGAAUUUCAAAAGAUCUCUGCUUGUGCACACUGCCACAUAGAUGUCCACCUACAGAAUGAGUUAGAGCACUGGAUUUGACUGGAUAAUCCAACUCGUUGUUCAGCAACUGCAUACCCAAAGAUAUGCCUAUGGAAAAUAGCCUGUGCCAUGGAAUCAGUAAAUAAACUAAAGAAAUGUAAGGUCUGCCACAC
Molecule: messenger RNA, 1776 nt
Organism: Pogoniulus pusillus (Red-fronted tinkerbird)
Lineage: Eukaryota; Metazoa; Chordata; Aves; Piciformes; Lybiidae
Gene: MCTS1
Product: MCTS1 re-initiation and release factor
Exons: 6
Coding region: 211-756 (181 amino acids)
Biological process (GO): formation of translation preinitiation complex
Molecular function (GO): RNA binding
Source: RefSeq, a predicted model, not a curated record